Molecule: messenger RNA, 10527 nt
Organism: Porites lobata
Lineage: Eukaryota; Metazoa; Cnidaria; Anthozoa; Scleractinia; Poritidae
Source: the annotation of a GenBank genome assembly
AUGAUGUUGAAGUUGACUUUGGCUUCUAUCUUGAUCGCCUGUUUUCUGCUAACAAUUACAAAGGCACGAACCUUUCAUCGGCAUCAUUACCAGGACGCUGAACCACAUGGAAGGGUACCUUUUAAACGCUUCUUUUUAAAGGUUGGUAUCACAUAGUUUCUCAUAGUUGUAAAAAAGCCACCACUUGUUGCUAGAUAUCUGUUUCAGCCCGGUCUUCCUUACUGUCCCUCGCUGAACGGCUCACACAAUUGGCUGUAAAAAAAAAGAAACGGUGAAAACCCUGAAAUCCCUGAAAACAAAAGGCAAUAUUGUUUACGGUAGUUGACCACUGAAAGUAGAGGGUUCAUGUGAGGUACUGGACUACUGGUUUUUGUCUCCUCACGGGACGGAGUGUUACGUGACGAGACAAAAGAGGGCUGCGAGAAAGACUUCAAUACUCGUCAAAAAUCCUGAAACAAUCUUGUGUGUUUCCCCUUUCCCAGUGUUGAUUUGGGUAUUACAGUCGUCUCAGUGCUUCAAAAUACGUGUGGCGUCAAUAUUGGGGAAGGAGCGGGGCACAUUUGAGUGAGAACAGAAGCGCGAAGAGUGGAUGUAAGAAAUUUUCGACAAAAUUCAGGUCAAGUGGUGUCUGUUUCAACGAUUUGUGACGAGUAUUGUAGGUCUCUCCAGGGUGGUGUCCAUAGGCCAUAUGAUGUCACAGCGGCCAUAUUGGCGUCCACAGUCCUAAGACAAUGAAACGGUAGCCAUAAUGGUCUUCCAACAUAUACUGUGGAAGUUGAACUUCUCUUUCUUUUGCAUAGAUGCUGACCACAAAAAGUGAAAAGGUUCUAUAAUGGCUUUUCAGCCACAAUAUAUGACUAGUCUGCGUAGCUGACGGGAUUGUUAUAUCCCGGGUACUUUAUUGGCGGUGGAGCUGUGGUCUUCUCGCGGCUCGGCCGCCAAAAAAACAUCGACACUCCACCUACUAAUUCCGCAAGCUACACGGGCAAUAAUAUGACUGAAAGUUCAAACCAUAAAUAUAAACACAGUAAUUCAGUAAAAAUAUCUACAAAAUACGGGAUAAAUUGAACAAAAUAUCCAACAAAACUACUACGAAAUAUAAACAUUUACAGCCGAGGAUAUAUAACACACAUGAACGUACACACAGCUGUAUUAACUUAAUUUUCACAUUGAUUUUCCCCUUACUUUCCUUUAAAACCAUGAAGUUAGCAUCUUGUACUGAUUUUGGAUGUCUACUCAAGAGCUUGGCCCCAGGAAACGUGAAUGAUCAUUGCCCUACGGACAGUCUCCAUUUGAUUAGUCAAGUCAUUACCGUGGCAUAAUUUUCAGCGCAAUCGAAUAUCCUUGGUUUUCAAGAACGUUCAAAAUAACCAUUAGCGCGAAUCUGAACAUUAACAAUUAUGGCAAUUUCCGCCACUGUGAUAGCCUGCGAGCAAGCUCUCCAUUUGGGUAUGUAGUAAAAAGUAGACGCGCGAGAGGCACGCGAAAGCGGGGGGACGGCCCCUCACUCGUGCGUUCUCGCGCGGCUCGCUUCGCUCGCCCAAAUAGAAGAGCUUGCUCGCAGGCUACCACUGUGAGUGCCCUUAAUUUUUUUACUAACAAUAAAUAAUUUUAGUAGCAGAAGGACUGAUUAACUGCUGUUUUUUCCUUGUCAGAACUAUAAUUUUCGCCGCGGGAGCUGUGUUGCGCUUGGAGGAUCAGGUUGCGAGGCCAACAACGGUAAAUGUUGUCGAGAAGGCAACCCAUACACAGGCACUCUGCGAAAAUGUGUCAACAAGGGCAGUUUUUCGUCCCCGUAAGUCAGAAUUAAACUUCUUGCAACACAAGAGUAAGCGAUAAAAGUGGAAGAGACACCUCGCUAUUCAGUGGCUUUUUUCCGUUACCUUAGACGUUCCAGACGGGACGGGCGGGGGAAGAGAUCCCAAUUUAAAUCGGAGUGAAAGUGGAAUAAUGGAAAUCAUGCCCUUGUUUUGGCCAGGUGUCUCAACUACAGCCGAAGCUCUCCUAUUAAAAGCUGAGAUCAGGGGUCAAUUUAAUAAAAUUUUUACACGUGUAAUUUACCAUGAGUGUAGCCAUUGUUUUAGAGUCUGAGAACAAUAGUUACAUUUGUAAAUUACACGUGUAAAAGUUCUAUUAAAUUGACCCUAGGCUCUGUUUUUGUUUCGCUUUCUACGACAACAUAAGAGAUAAUGUAUGAGAACUGCUAAAACUGGGCCUAAUCUCAGGUUAAAUUAAGCUCUUCUUGCGACCACUCUCGUAAGCGACCAGCUCUAGUUACGACCACCUUUGUGAAACCUCGUUUGAACUUUGAUUUAGGGCCUGUUUACAUGGAGGUGGGGGACCCCAGGUAGGUGAGGUAGCCUGCUUAGGUGAGGUAAAAAAAUAACCCUCCUUUACAUGCAAUCUUACAACCCCGCCAUCCCGGGGUGCACUUUCUCAAGAUUAUUGAAUGGUCGCUAAGCACGUAAACAAGAAAAAUGAUGGCAAACCACGUGUUUCGGCGAUUAAUGCACUUUUACACUCCCUUGUUGCUCUUGCUGCAACCUUCAGUGAGAUGGCUUUCUACUGUUAACUUUAAUAAUGAUGUAAAACCACCGCCAAAGUGAAUUUUGCGCGAAUUUGAUGUAUCACGAGUCCGACCCCGGCCAGGCGAGUUACCCCACCUUGAAACGUUUACAUGGCAAAAUUGAACCCGGCUGAGAGGGUAACCCGGUCUGGUAGACCGGGCUACCCGCCUUGGCGGGUCACCCCACCUAUCAUGUAAACGUGAUCAAAGUAAAAUGAGAGAAUAUAUGGACAGGCGGGUUACCCCACCUAAGCGGGUUACCUCACCUACCUGGGGUCUCCCACCUCCAUGUAAACAGGCCCUAAAACAUUGUCAUGAAAAGCUCUCGUAAGCGACCGCGACCACUUUAAGGUUAAGGAUUACCCAACUGGACUGUUCCUUUGUUUUUACUUACUACUCUCUUAAGCGGCCACUCAGAAUCUUAUUCAUUUCAAUCCACUCCUGAUACAACAAGAACUGUGAGUUUAUUGAACGGAUUCAAAAUCUUUUGAUCUAGAUCAAUUCAUUUUUGCACUAAUAUUUCUACCUGGAUUUAUCAAAACCGGGUUAGCAAACAUUUUGUGAUUUCUCUUAACUUCCCCUGUCUUAGUUUGCUACUGUGUUGUUUGCUUAUGUCGUUUUUUGGUUGUUUUGUGGUUAGGGAUUUCUGUAGACGUGGCUGUAGAGGGGAUUUCGCGAAUUCGUGUUCCUUCUUACGUUACGAAAUUUAUGCAUAAAAAGUGCAAUAUGAAAUGUACCAAGAUCAGAGAGCUUCAUUAAUUGCUAACAAUCUAAAUAGUGGAGUUGAAAGAUCCUCAAAUGAGGAAAAAGUCAUGAUUCGAACUGCUUUUUUCUGUAAAUUAUAUAAUUAUAAAGGCUGAUGAUAUUUCGCUUGUGUUAAACGUGAGAAGUUUAUGCGUGGUUGCGGAUAGUCUUAUCAGUGCCGCGAAAGUGUGUGAUUGUGUGAUUUCCGGAUGGUGUUGACAGGCACAGCUCAGGUAUGUUGUUGCGUGGUUGAGCUGUUGCACCAAAACAUUCCGUACCAGCCAUAAAAAAAGUUUCGUCGUUGUUUAGCUUUGCUGAUUGUGCCUUGGAAAACCAAUUCUCGACUCACAAAAAUUGAAUCUAGGCCAGUAGCUUCAGCGGGCUCUUGGCUUUGAACCAUAGGCCGGGUUUUGCAGAUAAGAAAGUGAUGAUAUUGUGCAUUAUGUUUCAAUCAAUUGUCUAUCCCAUGCGAAAUCCUGUCAUUUAUCGGACCGCGAAAAAAGUAGUGAUCUGCUAACUGUUUAAGUUGUUACGUAAGCAUUAACUACAAUCAACUGCCUUACAAUCAACUUUAAAAUUUUCUAGACUGAAAUGACACCGGUUUGAAACUUCAAGGAGUCAGAUUACUGAAUAAAUGUUCUAAAAUUUGCGUCAUUUUAACUUUCGACUCGUUGAAAUGCUUCUAGGGACCACUAACUUAGUAUAUACUGCUCGGUGUCAGACCUCUUUUGUUUAUUAUUUAUAUUAAUGACCUCUCUAAUGCAUUUCAUCUGUUAAAGACUUUUUUAUUUGCGGAUGAUACUAGCCUUUUUUAUUCUCAUAAAGAUCCUAACCAGCUCAUUCGUGUCAUGAAUUGUGAAUUAUCAAAAAUAUCUGAAUGGCUCAAAGUAAACAAAUUAUCACUCAAUGUCGCCAAAACAAACUAUAUUCUUUUUCGACCCAGGCAAAAACCCAUUACUGUUAGUGAUACAGUUACGCUAGAUAAUAUUGCUGUGCAACAGGUUGAAGUGACAAAGGUUCUUGGUGUUUUAUUAGAUCAGCAUCUUCCUUGGAAAUAUCAUCAUGUUACUAAAAAAGUAUCAAAGACUAUACGAAUCAUAAGUAAAGCUCGUUUCUUUCUUUCUUCUAAAUCUUUGUUAUCCUUAUCCAAAACAUUGGUUUACCCGUAUCUUAACUACCGUAACAUUGCAUGGUGCUCAACGAAUCCAUCCAAUUUGAAUAGGAUUCUUAACCUACAGAAACGCAUCGUCAGAAUCAUUUGUGGAACUGAAUUUCUUGCCCAUACUGCACCUCUUUUUUGGACUCUUAAAAUCCUUGACAUUUUUAACAUUAAUACGUUCUUGGUUGCGUGUUUUACGUACUCAUAUCAUAAUAACCUCCUUCCUCAUACGUUUAACACCACCUUUGUUACUAAUCGCCAAGUACACACAUAUAAUACUCGAAAUGCUAAUAACUACCGACAUGAUUUCUGUAAAACAAACAUUAAACACUUCAGAAUCCUUCAUCUGGGACCUAAACUAUGGAACUCCCUUCCCCAUAAUUUUACGGAACUGACAAGUCAGUCUAGUUUCAAGACUUCAUUAAAAAAUUACCUCAUCGAGAGAGCUAUAGAUUAAACUCGCUUGACCAAGUAUGAGGAGCCCAAUUUUCCACAAGCUAUUUAGGUUCUAUUGGGCUUCCUCGCCACUCUAUCUAUUACAAAAGUGGAAUCUUAGUAAAUAUAUAUAUAUAUAUAUAUUUUCACUUUCUUUUUGUAAUAAUCAUUUUAUGUGGCAAAUGUAAAUAAAUAAAUUUGAAUGGAUUUGUAUCAUUUCAAAUUGCCAAGUGGUAGAAUGAGUUGAUUUUUUUGCUGACCCGGUUUUCAAUAAUCCAAGUAUAUUUAGAUUUGGGGUUAUUUUGGUCUAAAAAUUGGAAGUAAAGUUUAGCCGUCUCUGUAUCAGAUAUAGACACUCAUGAAACAUUUAAAAAAUUCUUUUGUUUUUUCUUCAUGAAUUACUGAUAAGUUUCUGAAGCUCUUGUAAGCGACUACCUUCUAUUGUUUUACAAUGCGGUAGUCUAGGAGAGCUCGUCUCGUAAGCGACCAGCCCUUAGUUACCACCACUUUUUCGAACUACCGAGGUUUCCGGGUGCUUCGAGUGUAGCUCUAUCGCUGUUUGAAAGUACACAGUUUCAUCGACUUAUUCCUCGCGAAGCAGAGGUUUAUAAAUUUGUCCCGCGCGGAUCGCACAUAAGAGAAACAUUGGAACCUUUAAAGUACUUUAAUAUUUAUAAAAAGUUUUGCGGUAAUUGUUGUCAGUGAUUUAAGAAAAGUGAUUUCCAAACAAUCGCCACCGCGGCGUUUAAUCGAAUAAAUACGGUAGUUAUAAUUAGGAGUACAUGACAGGUAAAGGGAAAACUUGUUCAGGUGCUACAGAAUCGUAUUUGCUGUUUGCCGUAAAUGCGACUAUAAGUAAAUCUCUCCAUUGUGAUAUAUCACAGGCAACCAUCACAUUUAAUCAGGAUUACAUACAUAAAUAGAAACAAAGUUACUCUUUGAGGCGAAUAUUUGUUGUGUUGAUACAUAUCAUGAGUGACAAAUUAUUCCUUACUUUUGGCGUAAAAUUUGAGCGUAAAUUUAUAAUUUCACAAACAAAAUUUAUAAAAUUGCCAUGGCAACCUUUCGUAUGUCUCAGUGCCAAGAUGGCGACGAAGUUUUAAAAUGUUAUGCAUGAAGAUGUCAGGGCAUAAAAAGACGCUCUACAAAGCCUAAACACACAAAGGAGCACAUCAAGAACACAUCUAUCAGGUAUUUUGUCGAAAAAUUCUGAAAUUCUGCACCGAGUUAAGCCAAAUUUAAAGCUCUAAACUUGUUAACGCAUGGAGUUGUACGAUGAUUCCAUCAACAUGUCAAAAUCCCACUAUUGUGGGCGUAACUUGUCACCUAUGAUAUUGAUAAGUAAAUAAUAUACUCAUGAAAUUAGGGAAUAUUUUUCGUUUGCAUUUUGUCCAAUUUUAAGGUUUGGUUACACAUACGAAGAGUUCAUUUUACAGUUAAGUUUCAAAACAAGGUCAACUUCAGCUUCACGUUCACUCAAAGGCUAUGACACUAAGCCCGCAGCUAUAACCUAUAAAAUGGUCUAUUGUUUCAUGGCGGCCAUUUUGAAAACCUGAAUAUUGUUUGAAGACUGGAACCGAGAAUCUACGUGGCCAGGGACGGCCGGAAAACUUGAGAAAUAGCCGAACAAUACACGGGAAUCCGAUCGCGCGCCUGCAGCAAUAAACCUUUUCAAUUAACGAAAAAUAAAUCUCUCUUGAGUUUGGUUAUAAACGGCUAGUACGAGCCCUUUGCAAUGACUUCUACUUUCCAGACAUGUGACGGCAUAAUUUAUGCUGAUAAUGACCGCCAAAAGACCCAUCACUAAGGAACAGCAAGUGGUAACGUUGCGAGUAUGCGCGAGCCGCUGGACCGAAGUUUGUGGUGGUAUUGGAUCGCAGCGAAUGCAGCAAAGAAAAAUGGCGCCUCUUUUAAAAAUUACCAUCGUCUUAGUCAUCUGUCCUAUCUUUGUGGAGUGCAGUUAAGGCAAAGUCUUCUUUGUAAUAUGCAAGAUUGGUCUCAAGGCUAAUAAGUCGCUGAUCAUUCACAAUUUUGAGCGGUUUGUGGUCCAUGAGGGAUUAUUGUUUCGUGUUUAAGCUUGCGCGCGGACACGUCGAUGGGGUUCUGUGUAACAGCUGCAAAACUCCUCUAUUAAACACUGGAUAACUGGGAAAAAAUCUCUUCAUGUAAGUUGUGACCGAGUACAAAACGUCCGACGCUUACGAUUUGAAUAGAACGCUGUGAAAAAAAGUCUAAAUGCUAGUCUGUUUAUAUAGUCAUAACUGCAGUUCUUGCGACAAUCCCCUCGCAAUAAUACGAUUUCACUUCAGUUAUGGUUCAGGGACGCCCUGUUUUUCAGAGAUGUGCAACCUUAGUGCAGUGAUUCUGCCAGUGAUUACUUUUCAGAGAUACCCCAUCCUAACCACCAGUGGCCAAAGCAGGUGCAGUGCCCUAAUUCUGCGACUGAUAAAAUUUCAAAGAUAUCCCACCCAGGGCUAUGAAAUUGUAAGUUUCCUUUUUUGACUAGAUGAUAUAAAACUGAAGACCCAAACUCCAUAAAUGACAUCUAUUAAAUCUAUGUGAUGUCUUAACUUAUUCAGGGGUGUAGGCAGAAUUUUGUAAUAUGGAGGCUCUUGACUCCAAGAUGCCCCUUAUACUUCUAAAAUAAAGAAUUAGAUGAGCCAAAACAGGAGUGUGGUAUGUUUCAUAUUACAGAUGUGUUUUAUUGAGGUAACCCUAACCAUGAAAAAUCCUUCCCUUUACUCCCCACACUUCUACAUACUAGAAAAUUGCAAAUAUGCACACAAUAGUGAAAAUACUUAAAAUAGUAAAGAUCAUAGUCAUAUCUAAAACUGCUUUUUCUCUCUGAGACAUUGAAGUGAAUUUUCUGCUUCUGAUACUUCCAUGCUUGGACUCAUUUUUGCUUUUCAUAAAUUUUGUUUUUGGUUUUUUCUACUGCACAUGUGUUAAUUAUUUAAGAUACAACUAAUAAGGCCUAGCUCCCUUGACUAGCCCAUAUCUGGGCUAAGAUUAAAAAAAUUGAAAAUGAGAGAAAAUUAGCUCUAACUUUUCCUUUUCAUUCAAUUUCAACAUGAGGAGAACUUAAGCAUCUUAAAGCCUGAUAUUUAUAAAAUCUGAGUUUAUGGUAGCUUCAAUCGGCGACAAAAUUGUUGAAACAUUGUACUUAAAUAGGGUGACCUCGGAGAACAAAAGAAUCCGCACCCCUCCCCUGUCCCCUCCAUUCAAAGUUGGGGUGUUUGUUGUUUUCUAUAGGUAGCUAGAACAAGGGCCCAACAUUGUACGGAGGGGAUGGGGGAGGAAAGCUAUAUUUCUUCCUUUUGAAGUUCAUAAAACGUAAAAAAGCCUACUUUUGGGCGAAGUGUCUCAACUCAUUUUGUCGCCGAUUGUUCAAGUGAGCCAAUGUAUGACUCAUUAAAAUUAAAGCUUGUCUGUGUGUCUUCUGGGGCACCAAGGCUAUUUGAUGCAGUUCAGGAUGGAGUGACAGACCCUUCACAUUCUGCAGACAGCAUAGGGUAAAAUAAAAAACGGAUAGCCGCCAUUUUGUACCACCUCUGCUAUGGCUUGAGUGAAAAGUGCGACUGGUUUAAAUGUGACGAUGCAGUCGUCCUCAACGACUAUCACCUGAAUCAACAAGGUUUAGUGCUGAGCAUCUCAUAGGGAGCUCCUGCAACAGGUAAAAGGCAAAUGAAAUUUUUCAUACCUUGUCGUCUUGCGACACCAGGAGCAUCAAUGAGCUUGUUUCAGGGGCAAUUUUACAUAAAUUGCAACUUGUGCAGCCUAUGAUAUAUGACUAUAUACACUACUACAGUGUAUACACAGCCAAACUGACAUUGGCAAGCCAAGUGGCCCUAAAUUCAUGUGCACAAACACUGAAUAUAUGAGACCCAGAGUAUCAAAAGAUCUAUUUUUAUCGGAGAGUGAAAAGUUACCCCUAUGGCAUUUAGUUGUUGCCCACAACUAGCGAUACCCCUUUAGAUAUUUCAGGAUUUCUAAAGUGUCAUGGAUACGAAUUUAAAUUCAAGAAGGAAAGAAAUCUUUUGGAUAGAAAAGGAAUAAUAACAUUCAUGAUUUUUGUAAGCAUACAAAUACAUUGUAUGUGAUGAAGCUAAUUCUUAUGUGGAUGCCAAUGUAAGGAAUCAAAUACAGGGAUUUCAUGUCCAGUGUUGUCUGUACUUCAAACAGGAAUGGCAGUCCAGCAAGUGCAAAGGUGAACAAGGGCAAGAAUUGUUUUGCGCUUGAACUUGUGCUAGUGUCAAAGUGGGAGUAAUAUUGUAAUGGUCAUAUGAAAAUGCAUUAAAUCACACUUAUUAAAUCACUUUUAUAGUAGGGCAGGGAAAAGAAUGCACAUAUGUGUAUUUUCAUAUUUUAUAUUGAUUUCAGUUAUGUUUCAAGACAUUAUGUAAACAUUUUAAGCAUAACAUUACAAUUCUUUUAGGCGCCAAUUUUGUAUGUAUAAACAAAUCAUCAUUGAAUAAUUAUCAGAAUAAAAUCAUCUUCCAAAUGGUGAGGGUUGUUGUCAGUGAAUCCGAGAGCUUACAGUGCAUGAUUAUUAAAACGCAAAUUCAUCAGUGUUCCCCCCCUUGGAUGCAAAAUCAAACACUCAAGAAUGAAAGAGUGUUCCGAAACAAUGCUCUUACAAAUAAGUUUUGUUGGGAUAUACUUUUACAUGUUAACGAAAAAUCUAAAAACAAGGUUGAAACGGACAAGAAAAAUUUGUCCAUCUUUAACGAAGUUCUAGCAAAUAAUAUUUCACAAUCCACCGCCUCGAUCUCUUAAUCUCUGAGAAUAAGUAAUCGCCAUAGAGCACCAAUGUAAACCAGAAAAGAAAAUUUUCGAAAAUGGAAGGAAACAUCCGACUGUGGCCUUACUUGUAAGAGCAGGAAAUUUGCUUGUUGAUUUCAUGCCGCUAAAUAGUAUCAAAAUACUCAAACUUCCCCCCUUUGAAUUAACCAUUAAAAGUGAAAAUACGGAGUGACCGAAAGAGAAGUUUAACCUGUUUAGUCGCUUGUGUGGGAUAUAUAACUGGAUCUCGCUGUACGGUCAGGGUCAAAUACUACAAAAAUACCAGGGUCACAUAAAUUACGUUGAAUUCAGGCUGCUAUAAUUUUAACACAUAACAUUCGAUGAUGCUGCUCCACAUUUCACAAAGUAAAUCAAGGGGUAUAUCUUACCUAAAUGUUAGGCUGCUCUGCAGAUCGUGGACGAUAACCCAGAAAUCCGUGACCCAUUGAAUGUCAACAAAUCAACAUAUCACAACAAACGACCUCUUGAACGCUUUAUCUGCUUCAUCAGAGGAGCCAAAUGAAUGAAAAUUAACCACCUAAAUGGUCCUUCUCCCAUACAUGACGCUUCAACAUGGCUUAGCCAAAGUAUCCAAUCUAUAAGACAUGUCUGUUGUCGAUUGGGUAUGCAAAAAAAUCUCCCUUGAAAGUGCUUCAGAACGGCUUUCGGCCAUUACGAUUUCCCGUCAACAAGUGCUUCCCAGCAAGCUUGACGCAUGCGCAAACGUUACCACUUGCUGUUUCACUAAGGUUGACGAGUGGGCGCAUUGUUUGUUGUAAUUAACAUGGUCUUUUUCAUAUUUCAGAACGUACGUCUGUGUGGAGGCAUGAGGAAACACUGA